CUUUCAUUGUUCAUGCUUUUUUUUUAUUUAACAUUCAACUUCCCUGUCUCUCACUUCUCUCUCCCUUUAUCUCUAUUGUUUUCAAUUAUUCACCAAAUAAAUAAACAAAUAGAUAAAUUAAAACUUUCGGGCUAGCCAUGCACGUGGUGGUGAAUGAUUCCCAGGGAGUCGAGGGCUAUAUUUUCAGCCAACCUCGCUACGUCAUUAAUGUCGACACCUAGUGCCUCGAGGAAGCUCCUUGUUCUUUUUGGGAUAGUUUCGCGAGACCCAAACCAGAUGCCUCUCACGGUGAACUCUCUCUCUCUCCGAAGGUCUCACGGAAUUUCUCUUUUAGGAAAGGGAUACAUUUAUCAAGGUGGCCCUGGACUCACUAGGUAUGCUACGAAUAAGUCGGACACUCCUCUUCCGACUGACACUUCUGGAACAUGGCCAAUGCCUCUGUAG
Nezara viridula (southern green stink bug) is the source of this 444-nucleotide messenger RNA. The record is from the annotation of a GenBank genome assembly. NCBI's taxonomy places the organism in Eukaryota, Metazoa, Arthropoda, Insecta, Hemiptera, Pentatomidae.